CCGGAGAGCUGGAGUGUGCGAGCUGGAUUGAUAAACAACCCCCAAGAGCCGGGUUAGACUUGUCUGUGCUCCGCCAUGUUGUCCCUGCGUAAGAUCAGAGUCCAGAAAAUGGAUUCAAGCGGAGUCAAAGUGCUGGAGACAGCGGACGAUAUCCAGGAGCGUCGCCAGCAGGUUCUAGACCGCUACCUGCGAUUCAAGGAGCUCUCCACCAUCCGCCGCCAGAAGCUGGAGGAUUCCUACCGCUUCCAGUUCUUCCAACGUGAUGCUGACGAACUUGAAAAAUGGAUCCAGGAGAAGCUCCAGAUCGCAUCAGAUGAGAACUAUAAAGACCCAACCAACCUUCAGGGGAAGCUGCAGAAACACCAGGCCUUUGAGGCAGAAGUACAAGCCAAUUCGGGAGCGAUCGUAAAACUGGACGAGACUGGAAACCUGAUGAUUUCAGAGUCUCACUUUUCAUCAGAGACCAUCAGAGUACGUUUAGUAGAGCUGCACCGUCUAUGGGAGCAGCUGCUCUUGAAAAUGCAGGAGAAGGGGAUCAAACUGCAACAGGCCCAGAAGCUUGUCCAGUACCUGCGGGAGUGUGAGGAUGUUCUAGAUUGGAUCAAUGACAAGGAAGCAAUUGUUACAUCGGAAGAGCUGGGACAAGACCUGGAGCAUGUAGAGGUCCUGCAGAAGAAGUUUGAAGAGUUCCAGACUGAUCUCGCAGCUCACGAAGACCGGGUUAAUGAAGUGAACCAGUUCGCAAGCAAGUUAGCCCAGGAGGAACAUCCAGAACUUGACUUAAUAAAAACCAAACAAGAUGAAGUCAACAACAGCUGGCAGCGCUUGAAGGGGCUGGCCCAGCAGAGACAGGGAAAGCUGUUUGGAGCUGCGGAAGUUCAACGCUUUAACAGAGAUGUAGAUGAAACCAUUGGCUGGAUCAGAGAGAAGGAGCAGCUGAUGGCAUCAGAUGACUUUGGCCGUGAUCUUGCAAGCGUGCAAGCCCUUCUGCGUAAGCACGAGGGUCUAGAGAGAGACCUGGCCGCCCUAGAGGAAAAGGUGAAAGCUUUGUGCACAGAGUCAGAUCGUCUGCAGGAGUCUCAUCCUCAGAACGCUCCUCAGAUCCAGGUGAAAGGGAAGGAGCUUCUCUCAAAUUGGGAGCAAAUUCGCACACUGGCAGCGGAACGCCAUACACGUCUCAAUGACUCUUACAAGUUGCAGAGAUUCCUUGCAGAUUUCCGAGACCUGACCAGCUGGGUGACUGAAAUGAAGGCACUGAUCAAUGCGGAUGAGCUCGCCAAUGACGUGGCCGGAGCAGAGGCUCUUCUUGAUAGACACCAAGAACACAAGGGUGAAAUUGAUGCUCAUGAAGACAGUUUUAAAGCUGCUGAUGCUGCAGGACACGCCCUGCUGAGUGCCGAUCACUACGCUUCUGAUGAAGUCCGUGAGAAGCUGACUAUCUUGGCAGAGGAGAGAACCACCCUCCUAGAGCUGUGGGAGCUUCGCAGACAGCAGUAUGAGCAGUGCAUGGACCUUCAGCUCUUCUACAGAGACACCGAACAAGUGGACAACUGGAUGAGCAAGCAGGAGGCUUUCCUGCUCAACGAGGACCUGGGAGAUUCUCUGGACAGUGUUGAAGCACUGUUGAAGAAACACGAGGACUUUGAAAAAUCCCUUAGCGCCCAAGAGGAGAAGAUCACGGCCCUGGAUGAAUUUGCCACAAAACUGAUUCAAAAUAAUCACUAUGCAAAGGAUGAUGUCGCUACUCGCAGAGACGCGCUCCUCAGUCGCCGUAACGCACUUCACGAGCGUGCUUUGUACCGCCGUACUCAGCUGACGGACUCCUUCCACCUGCAGCAGUUUUUCAGAGACUCUGACGAGUUGAAGAGCUGGAUUAAUGAGAAGAUGAAGACUGCUACUGAUGAGGCAUACAAGGAUCCAUCCAAUCUCCAGGGUAAAGUUCAGAAGCACCAGGCUUUUGAGGCUGAGCUCUCUGCUAACCAAAGCCGCAUUGAUGCUUUGGAGAACUCCGGACAGAAGUUGAUUGACGUCAACCACUACGCAUCUGAUGAGGUGGCAGCCCGUAUGAAUGACGUGAUCACUUUGUGGAAGAGGCUUUUGGAGGCCACAGAACUGAAAGGUAUAAAAUUGCGUGAAGCCAACCAGCAACAACAAUUUAACAGAAACGUGGAAGACAUCGAGCUGUGGCUGUAUGAGGUGGAGGGGCAUCUAGCUUCCGAUGAUUACGGGAAAGACUUGACCAAUGUGCAAAACCUUCAGAAGAAGCAUGCUCUGCUGGAGGCUGAUAUUGCAGCUCACCAGGAUCGUAUAGAUGGAAUCACCAUCCAGGCUCGUCAGUUCCAGGAGGCUGGCCACUUUGAUGCAGACAAUAUCCGGAAGAAACAGGAGGCCUUGGUUGGCCGAUAUGAGGCUCUGAAGGAUCCUAUGGUUGCUCGCAAGCAGAAACUGUCUGACUCUCUGCGCCUGCAGCAGCUUUUCCGGGAUAUUGAAGACGAGGAGACUUGGAUAAGGGAGAAAGAGCCUAUUGCAGCCUCUACCAACAGAGGCAAGGAUUUGAUCGGUGUCCAGAACUUGCUUAAGAAACACCAAGCUCUGCAAGCUGAAAUAGCUGGACAUGAACCUCGCAUCAAAGCCGUCACACAGAAGGGAAACAAUAUGAUUACUGAAGGACACUUUGCUGCUGAUGAGGUGAAGGUGAAGUUGAGGGAGCUGAACGAUAAGUGGGGAUCUCUCCGGAAUAAGGCGUCCCAGCGCAGGCAGGACCUGGAAGACUCCCUGCAGGCCCAGCAGUACUUUGCUGAUGCGAAUGAAGCAGAGUCCUGGAUGAGAGAGAAGGAGCCUAUUGUUGGGAGCACAGAUUACGGCAAAGAUGAAGACUCUGCAGAGGCUCUUCUGAAGAAGCAUGAGGCUUUGAUGUCCGAUCUCCGAGCAUAUGGAAGCAGCAUUCAGUCUUUGAGGGAGCAGGCCCAGUCUUGCAGGCAACAAGUUGCGCCAACAGAUGAUGAAACCGGGAAAGAGCUGGUCCUUGCGCUCUACGAUUACCAGGAGAAGAGCCCACGGGAAGUGACCAUGAAGAAGGGCGACAUCCUAACUCUGCUUAAUAGCACUAAUAAGGAUUGGUGGAAGGUGGAAGUGAAUGACCGCCAGGGUUUUGUCCCUGCUGCGUAUGUGAAGAAGUUGGAUCCCGCACAGUCGGCUUCUCGCGAGAACUUACUAGAAGAACAAGGCAGCAUUGCACUACGGCAGGAGCAGAUCGAUGGCCAGCCUCUCAUACCUAAGGAAGCUGGCAGUGUAUCUCUGCGUAUGAAUCAGGUUGAAGAACUAUACCACAACAUUCUGGAGAUGGGAGAGAAGCGUAAAGACAUGCUGGAAAAGAGCUGCAAGAAGUUCAUGGUGUUCCGGGAGGCCAAUGAGCUGCAGCAAUGGAUUAAUGAGAAGGAAGCUGCGCUCACCAAUGAGGAAGUGGGAACGGAUCUGGAGCAGGUGGAAGUGUUACAGAAGAAGUUUGAUGAUUUCCAGAAGGACCUGAAGGCUAAUGAAUCCCGUCUGAAAGAUAUCAACAAAGUUGCCGACGAUCUUGAAUCUGAAGGGCUGAUAACGGAGGAAGUGCAAGCUGUACAGCAGCAGGAGGUGUAUGGCAGCAUGCCAAGGGAUGAAGCAGAUGCCAAAGGAGCAUCACCAUGGAAGUCUGUAAGGACCGCUGUACACGCUGUGGCCACCUUCAAUUCAAUCAAGGACCUAAAUGAACGCUGGAGAUCCCUUCAGCAGCUGGCAGAGGAGCGCAGCCAACUCCUGGGCAGCGCACAUGAAGUGCAGAGAUUCCACAGAGAUGCUGAUGAGACAAAAGAAUGGAUUGAGGAGAAGAACCAGGCUUUGAACACAGACAGUUAUGGCCAUGAUUUGGCAAGUGUCCAGGCUCUCCAACGCAAGCAUGAGGGAUUCGAGAGAGAUCUGGCUGCUCUGGGUGACAAGGUGAAUUCCCUGGGAGAGACUGCCCAGCGCCUCAUCCAGUCUCAUCCAGAGUCUGCUGAUGAUAUACAAGAGAAAUGCACCGAGCUCAACCAAGCGUGGAACAGCCUUGGCAAACGGGCUGACAAGCGGAAGGAGAAACUAGGAGACUCUCAUGACCUUCAGCGCUUCCUGAGUGACUUCAGGGAUCUCAUGUCUUGGAUCAAUGGCAUUCGUGGCCUUGUGUCAUCUGAUGAACUCGCCAAAGAUGUCACUGGAGCUGAAGCUCUCCUGGAGAGGCACCAGGAGCAUCGCACAGAAAUUGAUGCCAGAACUGGCACUUUUCAGGCCUUCGAGCAGUUUGGGCAGCAGCUGCUAUCUCGAGGCCAUUAUGCCAGUCCUGAAAUAAAGGAGAAGCUUGACAUACUGGACCAAGAACGUGCCAGCUUGGAGAAGUCCUGGGUGCAGCGCAGGAUGAUGUUGGAUCAGUGUUUGGAACUCCAGCUCUUCAACAGGGACUGUGAGCAGGCAGAGAACUGGAUGGCUGCACGUGAAGCUUUCCUCAAUAGUGAAGACAAAGGGGAUUCCCUGGAUAGUGUUGAGGCUCUCAUCAAGAAACAUGAGGACUUUGAUAAAGCAAUUAAUGUGCAGGAGGAGAAGAUCGCUGCCCUGCAGGCUUUUGCUGAUCAGUUGGUAUCUGCCAACCACUAUGCCACAGGAGAUAUUGCUGCUCGUCGUAAUGAGGUCUUGGACAGGUGGCGCCGUUUGAAGGCUCAGAUGAUCGAGAAGAGAUCCAAGCUUGGCGAAUCGCAGACUCUGCAGCAGUUUAGCAGAGACGUGGAUGAGAUUGAAGCCUGGAUUAGUGAGAAGCUGCAGACGGCCAGUGAUGAAUCUUACAAGGAUCCCACAAACAUCCAGCUUUCCAAACUACUGAGCAAACACCAAAAACACCAGGCAUUUGAGGCAGAGCUUCAUGCCAACGCUGAUCGUAUCCGUGGCGUCAUCGACAUGGGAAACUCUCUCAUCGAUCGCGGAGCUUGUGCCGGCAGUGAGGAUGCAGUGAAGGUCCGCCUGGGAGCACUUGCCGAUCAGUGGCAAUUCUUGGUGCAGAAAUCUGCGGAGAAGAGCCAGAAGUUGAAGGAAGCCAACAGACAGCAGAACUUUAACACUGGCAUCAAGGACUUUGAUUUUUGGCUUUCAGAGGUGGAGGCUUUGCUGGCUUCAGAAGAUUAUGGGAAGGACUUGGCAUCUGUCAAUAACUUGCUUAAGAAACACCAGCUACUGGAGGCAGAUAUUUCUGCCCAUGAGGACCGUCUGAAAGAUCUGAACGGUCAGGCUGACAGUCUGAUGACCAGCAGUGCUUUUGAUACCUCCCAAGUGAAGGAGAAACGCGAUGCCAUCAAUGACCGAUUCCAACGCAUUAAAAGCAUGGCAUCUGCGCGCCGCGGCAGGCUGAAUGAGUCUCACCGCCUUCAUCAGUUCUUCAGGGACCUCGAUGACGAAGAAUCCUGGAUCAAGGAGAAGAAGCUCUUGGUUGGUUCAGAUGACUAUGGCCGGGAUUUGACUGGUGUCCAGAACCUCAGGAAGAAGCACAAGAGAUUGGAAGCUGAGCUGGCAGCUCAUGAGCCGGCUAUCCAGGGUGUGCUGGAUACUGGUAAGAAACUGUCUGAUGACAACACUAUUGGAAAGGAUGAGAUUCAGCAACGACUGGCUCAGUUUUUGGAACACUGGAAGGAGCUGAGGCAGCAGGCAUCAGCCAGGGGUCAAAGGCUGGAAGAGUCUUUAGAGUAUCAACAAUUUGUAGCCAAUGUAGAAGAAGAGGAAGCCUGGAUCAACGAGAAGAUGACUCUGGUAGCCAGUGAGGACUAUGGAGAUACCUUGGCCGCCAUCCAGGGAUUGCUGAAGAAGCAUGAGGCCUUUGAGACUGACUUCACCGUGCACAAGGAGCGAGUCCAUGACGUCUGUACCAAUGGGCAAGACCUCAUCCAGAAGAACAAUCACCAUGUGGAUAACAUAAGCGCUAAGAUGCAAGGCCUUCGCGGGAAAGUGUCAGAGCUUGAGAAAGCGGCCGCUCAGCGCAAGGCCAAACUCGAUGAGAACUCCGCCUUCCUUCAAUUCAACUGGAAAGCAGAUGUGGUGGAAUCAUGGAUUGGUGAGAAAGAAAACAGUCUGAAAACUGACGAUUACGGCAGAGACCUGUCAUCUGUGCAGACGCUACUUACUAAGCAGGAAACCUUUGAUGCUGGGCUUCAGGCCUUCCAGCAAGAGGGCAUCACCAACAUUACUGCACUAAAAGACCAGCUCGUUGCAGCCAAGCACAUCCAGUCCAGGGCCAUUGAGUCCCGCCAUGCCUCCCUAAUGAAACGAUGGAACCAAUUGCUGGACAACUCUGCUGCUCGCAAAAAGAAACUCCUAGAGGCCCAGGAGCACUACAGAAAGGUCGAGGACCUAUUCCUGACAUUUGCCAAGAAGGCAUCUGCCUUCAACAGCUGGUUUGAGAAUGCAGAGGAGGACCUGACUGAUCCAGUCCGCUGCAAUUCCCUGGAAGAAAUCAAAGCUCUGCGCGAGGCACACGAUGCAUUCCGGAACUCUCUCAGCUCCGCACAGACUGACUUCAACCAGUUAGCUGAACUGGACCGGCAGAUCAAGGGUUACUGUGUGGCCUCUAACCCUUACACUUGGUUCACCAUGGAGGCUUUGGAAGAGACUUGGCGUAACUUGCAGAAGAUCAUAAAGGAACGUGAAUUGGAGUUGCAGAAAGAACAGAGAAGACAGGAAGAAAAUGAUAAGCUACGCCAAGAAUUUGCCCAACAUGCCAAUGCAUUCCACCAGUGGAUCCAGGAGACUAGGACCUAUCUUCUGGACGGCAUAGCCUAUCGCAGAGUCAUACGUGUGUAUCAGUAUGAAGUUGGGGAUGAUCUAUCUGGAAGGUCUUGUAUGGUUGAAGAAUCUGGAACCCUGGAAUCUCAGCUGGAAGCCACAAAGAGAAAGCAUCAGGAGAUUCGUGCAAUGAGAAGUCAGCUGAAGAAGAUCGAGGACCUCGGAGCAGCAAUGGAAGAGGCCUUGAUAUUGGAUAAUAAAUACACAGAACAUAGUACAGUUGGGCUGGCACAACAGUGGGACCAAUUAGACCAACUGGGCAUGAGAAUGCAACACAACCUCGAGCAGCAAAUCCAAGCCAGAAACACAACGGGGGUAACGGAAGAAGCACUGAAAGAGUUCAGCAUGAUGUUCAAGCACUUCGACAAGGACAAGUCUGGCCGUUUGAACCACCAAGAGUUUAAAUCCUGCUUGAGGUCCCUUGGAUAUGACCUUCCAAUGGUAGAAGAGGGAGAGCCUGAUCCAGAGUUUGAAACCAUUUUAGACAUCGUAGAUCCCAACAGAGAUGGGCACGUUUCCCUACAGGAAUACAUGGCGUUCAUGAUUAGCAGGGAAACCGAAAACGUGAAGUCCAGUGAGGAGAUUGAAAGUGCAUUCCGAGCGCUGAGCACAGAGCAGAAGCCAUACGUCACAAAGGAAGAACUGUACCAGAACCUUUCACGUGAACAGGCAGAUUACUGCAUCUCGCACAUGAAACCAUACAUGGACAGUAAGGGCCGUGAGCUGCCCUCUGCGUUUGACUAUGUGGAAUUCACACGCUCGCUCUUCGUGAACUGACGUAGCAGAUUUAAAGCCCUUGCUUGUGCCUGCUGACUUUAGCUGUGCAUGUCUUCUCGUGUCCUCACUGUGUUGUCAUUGCUUUUAGCUUUGGGUUUAGCCAACUGAAGGAGCAAUAUAAGCAGUGUGCUUUAAUAAAUGUUAAUUAUUCAA
Pseudophryne corroboree (corroboree frog) is the source of this 7758-nucleotide messenger RNA. RefSeq names its product spectrin alpha, non-erythrocytic 1 (gene SPTAN1). Gene Ontology annotation, cellular component: cell junction; plasma membrane; cortical actin cytoskeleton. The record is from RefSeq and is a predicted model, not a curated record. The transcript has 59 exons. Gene Ontology annotation, biological process: actin cytoskeleton organization. Gene Ontology annotation, molecular function: calcium ion binding; actin filament binding. The coding region runs from base 76 to 7605 and encodes 2509 amino acids. Lineage: Eukaryota; Metazoa; Chordata; Amphibia; Anura; Myobatrachidae.